ACUUCCCAUUCAUUCACACACAAAAUAAUUAAUAUCUACGCUGUAUUUUGUUUAUUUUUUAUUUGGAUUGAUUCAAAUUAAAAGCGUAAAAUGGAGUACCUGAUGAAGAGCUGUAUCUAUAUAAAGUAAAAGGAUGCGUCGCUUUCCCUCUGUAACCCCCAUUUCUCUUCCUUAUUACAUAUCAGAUUCAGAUAGAUAGAUUGUGUCGGCAGUCGACCUCUGAGUUGUCGACUUCUUCUUCUUCAUCCUCUCUCUCCUCGCCUUUCAGGAGAGAGAAAGGAAAAAAAAAGGUGCUGGUUGCUUUAUAAGAAAGGGUUGGAUACCAUUCCCAUCCUUGGCUUAAAGUUCAAACAACCAUCUCCUAUAUUCUCUCCACUACUUAUAAUUUUGUUGGAAGUUUUCACUCACUUUGUCCUGUUCCUCCUCAUCUCUGUUAAUUAAUUUUUUUCCGCUUUGAGUCGAUUCGAUCGGAUAUAUAGGUAGAAAGGUGCGAUCCUUUUUCAAUUAGUUAGAGGAAUAAUAAUAAUGUGGAGAUCAAUAGUAACAGUAAUGUGUUUGGUAUUAUUGGAAUUGGGGGUUUCGGGGCUUGGGGUGAACUGGGGCACCAUGGCAAACCACAAGCUGCCGCCGAAGACGGUGGUGCAGCUGCUCAAAGACAACGGAAUCAACAAGGUGAAGCUCUUCGACGCCGAUCAGUCCACCAUGAGCGCUCUCGCCGGCUCCGGCAUUGAAGUGAUGCUCGCCAUCCCUAACGCCGACCUCUCUGCUAUGACCACCUACAGUCGAGCUAAGGAGUGGGUCCGCCGCAACGUCACCCGUUACAACUUCCAGGGCGGUGUCACUAUCAAAUAUGUUGCAGUUGGAAACGAGCCAUUCCUUACAUCCUAUAACGGCUCCUUUCUGAAAACCACAUUCCCAGCUCUUGAAAACAUUCAGAAUGCCCUGAAUGAAGCCGGGUUUGGCGAGUCCAUUAAAGCAACCGUGCCCUUGAAUGCUGAUGUUUACGGGUCCCCGGAGAGCAACCCGGUCCCGUCUGCUGGGAGGUUUCGCCCGGAUAUCUUGUCUCAGAUGACCGAGAUCGUUCAGUUCUUGGGCAAGAAUAAGGCGCCCUUCACAAUAAACAUCUAUCCUUUCUUGAGUCUCUAUGCCAACGAGCACUUUCCCGUUGACUACGCCUUCUUUGAUGGGGUGAGUAGUCCCAUUCUUGACAAUGGCAUCCAAUACACCAACGUAUUUGAUGCCAAUUUCGACACAUUGGUUUCGUCUCUGAGAGCAGUGGGACUGGGUGAUAUGGAGAUCAUCGUAGGGGAGGUGGGCUGGCCAACGGAUGGGGACAGGAAUGCCAACAUAAACUACGCCUUGAGGUUCUACAGAGGACUCCUACCAAGACUUGCAGGCAACAAAGGAACCCCUCUUCGCCCCGGCUACAUUGAAGUCUACUUGUUCGGCCUUCUUGAUGAGGACGUCAAGAGUGUAGCUCCGGGUAAUUUUGAGCGCCACUGGGGAAUCUUCAAGUACGACGGACAGCCCAAGUUCCCCAUGGACUUAUCCGGACAGCUACAAGACAAAUAUCUGGUGGGAGCUCAAAAUGUAAACUAUCUCCCUAAGAAAUGGUGCAUGCUUAAGCCGGACGCCAAGGAUCUCAGCAAACUCGGACAAAACAUAAACUUCGCCUGUACCUUUGCCGACUGUACCCCCCUUGGAUAUGGUUCCUCGUGCAACGGCUUAGAUGCCAAUGGCAAUGCAUCCUAUGCAUUCAAUAUGUACUUCCAGGCCCAGAGUCAGAAGGAUACCGCCUGCGGUUUCCAGGGCCUCGCCACCGUCACUGAUCAGAACAUAUCUCAGGGAAACUGCAAUUUCAUGAUUCAGAUAGCUACUACAUCAUCAUCAUCUUCCACAAGAUUCACACACCUCUUUGGGGUCACCUUACUUUUGCUCUCCCUAUCCCUCUCCCUCUUGUAGAUAGAUAGAUAGAUACCCCAUCCUUUAUAUUUGUUUCAGUUUUGAUAUUUAUUCACAUUGUUUGGGCAAUUUUCCCUAUCAUAUCAAAACCAGACUCAGAUUGAAUCUAUAGCAACUUCAUAUUCGUUUGCUUCUCUGUUUGAAAGCAAAUCACAAA
Messenger RNA from Salvia miltiorrhiza (redroot sage), 2119 nucleotides. RefSeq names its product glucan endo-1,3-beta-glucosidase 8-like. Gene Ontology annotation, cellular component: plasma membrane. NCBI's taxonomy places the organism in Eukaryota, Viridiplantae, Streptophyta, Magnoliopsida, Lamiales, Lamiaceae. The transcript has 3 exons. Bases 526 to 1962 code for a protein of 478 amino acids. Gene Ontology annotation, molecular function: hydrolase activity, hydrolyzing O-glycosyl compounds. The record is from RefSeq and is a predicted model, not a curated record. Gene Ontology annotation, biological process: carbohydrate metabolic process.